Messenger RNA from Triticum urartu, 4781 nucleotides. The record is from RefSeq and is a predicted model, not a curated record. Lineage: Eukaryota; Viridiplantae; Streptophyta; Magnoliopsida; Poales; Poaceae.
AAAAAGGUCACCCCUACAACAUAUGCACUCGUCGGCGCGUCGGAGAAAAGCCCCCGGGGCCGGCGCCGCGGCCAACCCCCGGUUCGCCCUCGCGCCCGACGACGCCCCCAAGAAGCUCCCUCGCCGCGUUCGUCCAACCGCGCAGCGGCGACCGCCCCGGCCCCGUCCUCAAGUCCCGCCCGCAGGAGCUCACCGGCGAAGACCAGGUCAAACCAUCUCUCUCCCCCUCUCAUAUUUCGUAUUGCGUGGCGCUGCCUGCGAGUGAGCCAUUUUAGAGGAAAACAUGCCACCACUACGUGAUGAGAUGGUGGCCGUCCGGCGCUACGUGGAGCUGCUGUCGCGGCACCGCGGCGGCGCCGACGCGCGGCCGAUCGCGCGGAUCCAGGCGGCCCUGGUCACGUCGGGCCUGCUCCGGCGCAGCGCGGAGCUCCACGACGCGCUCAUCCGGGCGCUCGCGGGCUCCGGGACGCCGCACGCCGCGCUGCCGCUCUACGCCCACCUCAUCCGCGCGGGCCUCCUCCCGACCCCGCACACCCUCCCCUCCCUCCUCAAGUCGCUCGCCCUCUCCCCCGCCGUCCCCGGCGCGCGCCGCCUCGCGCUCGCCGUCCACGCCCACGCCGUCAGGCUCGGCCUCACGGGGUUCCUCCUCGUGAACAACGCGCUCAUCCGCGUCCACGCGGGCCUGCUCGGCCGCCUCCCCGACGCGCACCUGCUGCUGCGCGCCUCGGCCGCCGUCGACGCCUCCACGUUCAACACGCUCAUCACGGCGCACGCGAGGGCUGGCCGAGUCGCCGACGCCCGCUCGCUGUUCGACGAAAUGCCCGAGAGGAAUGCCGUGUCCUGGAGCGCCAUGGUGAAUGGGUACGUGCAGGCUGGGGACGGGAGGGAGGCGCUGGGGGUGUUCUCUCAGAUGCAGGCCCAAGGUGUCCGCCCGGACGACACGGUUCUCGUCGGGGUGCUUGCCGCGUGCGCGCAGCUGGGGGCUCUGGAGCAGGGGAAGUGGGUGCAUGGUUACCUCAGAGCAAACAAUAUCAGGAUCACCGUGUUCCUGGGCACUGCGUUGGUUGAUAUGUAUGCCAAAUGUGGUGAGGUGCAGCUUGGAAUGGAGGUGUUUGAGGGAAUGAAGGACAAGAAUGUGCUGGCCUGGACUACCAUGAUAAAGGGCCUGGCUAUGCACGGCCGCGGCUCAGACUCCUUGACACUCUUCUCCCAAAUGGAGAGCUCAGGUGUGAAGCCGGAUGACAUUGCCUUCAUUGGUGCUCUCUGUGCGUGCACACACACUGGGUUAGUUGACAAGGGUCGGGAGCUUUUCAAUUCCAUGGUGAGCAACUAUGGUAUUAAACCAAAGAUUGAGCAUUAUGGAUGCAUGGUAGACCUCCUGGCACGGAAUGGCUUGCUGAGUGAGGCCAGAGACAUGGUUGAGAAAAUGCCCAUGAAACCGGAUGCCUUAAUCUGGGGAGCUCUAAUGGCUGGCUGUAGGUUUCACAAGAAUGUGGAGUUGGCUGAGUAUGUUAUAAAGCACUGGAUUGAACUGGAGCCAGACAAAAGUGGUGCUUAUGUACUUUUAGGUAACAUAUAUUCUGCCUCUGGUAGGCAUGCGUCCGCGAGGGAACUUAGGCACCUGAUGCGUGAGAAGGGAGUUGAGAAGACACCUGGAUGUAGCAAUGUGGAGAUUAAAGGAGUUAUCCACCAGUUCAUUGUUGGGGAUCUGUCUCAUCCUCGCAUAAAAGAUAUUUUGACAAAGUGGUAUGAGAUAGAUAGUAGGAUAAGGCUGGAGGAAGGUUACGUGCCUGACAAGAAAGAAGUUUUGCUUGACAUUGAAGAAGAAGAGAUGGAAGGUGCACUCAGCCGCCACAGUGAGAAGCUGGCAAUUGCAUUUGCUUUGAUAAGUACAGAUGAUUAUAUGCCCAUUCGGAUUGUCAAGAACCUCAGAGUCUGCCAAGAUUGCCAUCAUGUCACCAAACUUAUAUCCAAAAUAUAUGGGAGAGAAAUUAUUGUUAGAGACCGAACACGUUUCCAUUUGUUUAAAGAUGGCACCUGUUCGUGCAAGGACUAUUGGUAGUAACUACCAAUGUCUGUCUAAUUAUAGAGCAUGGGCUGUUGACAAAAAAAAUCUCUUUCAUGAUACAUCAGUGAUACAUGAGUUGAGGGGAUAAAGUUGGUGAAGAACAAUUUUUUCUUGCUAAUUAUAACGUACAUAUAUGCAUUCAUGCUGUUAUUAAGUCAUCAAUAGAUAUUCAUGUUCAUCUCUGACAAAUAUAUAUAUUACAUGGUUAACCUGGCAGAUAUAAUAAUAUGAAUCUGCAUUAGGUUUUAUGAUGCUUUUAGUUCAGAACUCUAAACACACCUCCUUUGUUCUAGACUCUUCCGGACUUUAUUCUCCCAAGUGUUUUUCUUCUAAAAUAAUUGCCAUUCAUGUUUACCUUAUGACUGUAUAUGAUGCACAGUAUGCACUAACAAAACAUGCACUUCUUAUUUGUUCUGGAUUUUCCGUACUUUAAUUUUCCCAAGAUUUCCUUUCAAAAGAAUUUCCAUACAUUCUUGGUUUAUGAUUUUUCUUUAGGUUCAAAGCUAUGACAACACCUUCAUAAAGUACAUUUGUCUUUGGGGGUGCAGUGUAGCUAUUCUUAUAAUUUGUACUUAAAACUGCAGUAGAAAAUACUGAAAAUAUAAAUGUGUAUAUUUAACAUGAGUUUUUUGUAAUAUAUAGACGCAAUCGUCGAAUAUUUUCUAUCUGUAAUUUCAUCUUUAAUGGAAUGGAAUAUGAGAAUUAAAUCAAGAUUUACUUGACAAUGAUUUACUUGUUUGCAUGUAAUGUGGUAUUUUGGUACUUGGUCCUACUUCAUUUAUCUAUGCUCACGGUGAAAGCACAUAUAACUUACUAGAACGAGCAAAGUUGCUAUUUGCUAUUUCCAAAUAUUAAGUUAUCUCAAGUUCCUGACCGUUGAGGGGAUUGGCCUGGAGAAAUUGCAACGGGAGAGCACCAAGCUUGUCAAUUUUGUAAGAGUUCCAAUCCUUCAAGGAAUCGGCUGCAUAGUGUAGUUACAAUUGGUCAAAUCUAAUAAGUUUCAAAUUUGCAAGAUUGCCAAUCUGGUAAGGUACCAGUCCAGGGAAAUUGCAUUCAGAGAUUUCCAAACUCAACAGAUUGCCAAUCUACUAAUUGAGAGAAGUCAUAGCCAUGUAGCUUCAAAGUUGCCAGUUGUGUAAAGAUUGCCAAUCCAAGACAUGGCUUCUCCAAUCCCAUCCGUAAAGUUGCAGUUUAUUCGUUGGUGGAAGCUUAUGUAUAUAGCUCCUUGGAAAUUCCUUUCAUGCUAUGGCCCAAAUUCUUCAAAGACGUGAGUUUGGCAAGUGAAUACAGUAUAUUACUCCCUCCAUCCUAUAAUGUAAGACAUUUUUUGACCCUAGUGUAGUAUUAAAAAAUGUCUUAUAUUAUGGGACGGAGGGAGUACAAGAUAAAGUGGUCUUUUCUAGAUUUAAUGUUCCCAAGUUAUUUCCAACUGAGAAAUCUGGUACAAAUCUAGUGUCCUCAAACAUUUUGUGUGGAAGAUGUUGUUCAAAACCAUCCUUCGAAACUAACAGUGAUUGAUAAUUUGAUUUGAUGCAACAGAUCACAGUACACAAUUAAGCUGGCAAAAAUAUAUCCCUUUCCAUUCAUCAUCCCUGGUUUACGCAUUCGUGCCAGGAUUGGAGUCGCCUACUCUGAACAAUUGCUUUCUAUCCUGAAUUUCAUCAGCCUCCUGCAUUUUUUGGCUUGUGGAAUUUCAAUCUGAGUGCUCACGCUAUUGAUAGUUUAGGUUGAGAUUGCUGCUAUCAGCUUUAUAGCUGUAUAAUCGACGCCAAGUGCGUCUUGGUUUCAGCCCAGUUAUCAAGAGAAAACCUCAGGCAGAGUUCAAGUCACCAAAAUAUAAGCGCUUCAUUUGUUUAGUUGAUAGCAUGAGCUGUUAUCUUUGAUCAUCGUGUACAAAACAAACCAGAUAGAUACUACUCCCUCCGUUGAAUAUUAUAUGAUGUUCUAACUUUUUUCUAAAUCGGAUCUAUGUAGGCACGCUUAGUGUGUUUAUUCACUCAUUUCUGUCCGUAUAUAGUCCAUAUUGGAAUAUCCAAAACAUCUUAUAAUAGUGAACGGAGGGAGUAUCUACCAAAGAAAAUGGAUUUGCUAUAUACUCUUCUCUGACAAGUGCGGCACGUAAACAUUCUGUGUAUCCUAUUUUUAGGGGAAAAAAAUGUAACACACUGCAUAUUAUGUGUGAUUGUAUAUACCAUAAGGUUGAUCAAUGCAGGCAAGCCAGUGCAACCAAAGGAAGCAAAUAAGUAACUUCUGCCAUAGAAAAGUGGCUUAUUUAAGCGGUUUCAUCUAACAAAUACAACCCAUAUGCAUCCUCAAAAAAAGUACAACCCAUAUGCUCACGGCAUAUCUUUUUUCAGGAAGAAAAUUGAAUACAGUACCUAGUAGAAUGCUCCAUUAUUACAUAUGGAUUCAUGAUUGCUUGCAGACCCAUCCUUCCAUGUGGCAAUACACUCGUAACAAGAAUGACAAUGCAAAGCCGACUCCAAAUCCCAAGCCAACAAACGCAAACAAAAGGAUAACGCCGAGUUUGUCCUGCCACAAGCUGUCAGAUUCUGGAGGAGGCACUUUACUUGGAGAAACUGAACUUUGAUUGUCACAGUGUUUGGAGAGUGGAACUCCACAGAGCCCUGCACUACCUUCAAAUGAACUGUUGGAAAAUGUGCGCCAUUAGUAACUUGGUCCAAACAUUCGCCCGAAUGCACCCCCUGUAGAC